AGGAAAUCGUGUAGCGCAUGAGAAGACAAAAAGCUCACCAGUUUUGGGAGGUGAAGAGUGGAAUGUUCCUCUGGUUUUGGUUUUGAUUUUGAUUCUCCCGCUGGACAGAACCUGGUUUUGCUCUGUAGUCUGCUCUUCAAAUUCCCAAAAGACCAAAUUUUAGUACCUUCUCAAGCUUCAACAAUCUCCUCCUUCGUCUUGAAGCGGCUUUUACACUUUACAGUAACAAAAAAUGCAUUCCAAUCACUUGCUUCUCGAGGAGCCCAUUCGGAUGGCUUCCAUUUUGGAGCCUUCCAAGGCAAGCUCCUUUCCUGCAAUGACGAAAAUUGUUGGUACGCUGGGUCCUAAGUCCCGAUCUGUUGAAGUUAUUUCUGCUUGUCUGAAGGCUGGAAUGUCGGUUGCUCGGUUCGACCUUUCAUGGGGUGACCCGGAAUACCAUCAAGAGACUUUGGAAAAUUUGAGGGCGGCUGUUAAGAGAACCAAGAAGCUUUGUGGUGUUAUGCUGGAUACAGUGGGUCCUGAGGUGUUGGUUGUAAAUAAAAGUGAGAAAUCCAUCUCUCUUCAGGAAGAUGGGUUUGUUGUUUUAACACCCAAUCAAGAACUAGAGGCAUCUUCUGAACUUCUGCCGAUAAAUUAUGAUGAACUUUCAAAGGUCGUCAAGAAAGGAGACACCAUUUUUCUUGGUCAGUACCUCUUCACUGGAAGUGAAACUACUUCUGUCUGGUUGGAGGUUUCUGAAGUGAAAGGAGAUGAUGUUGUUUGUGAGAUAAAGAACUCUGCCACGUUGGUUGGAUCGAUGUACACUUUGCAUGCCGCUGAAAUUCACAUAGAUCUUCCUACACUUUCUGACAAAGAUAAAGAGGUUAUAGCUUCAUGGGGAGUAAAAAACAAGAUUGACUUCCUCUCUCUGUCGCAUACUAGACAUGCAGAAGAUGUUCGACAAGCUCGGGAAUUCCUUUCUAAGCUAGGUGACCUUAACCAAACUCAAAUAUUUGCAAAGAUUGAAAGUGUAGAGGGUUUAACCCAUUUUGAUGAUAUACUACAAGAGGCGGAUGGCAUUAUUCUUGCUCGUGGCAAUUUGGGGUUAGAUCUCCCACCUGAGAAGGUGUUCCUGUUUCAGAAAGCUGCCCUUUACAGAUGCAAUAUGGCUGGAAAGCCUGCUGUUUUGACUCGUGUGGUUGACAGCAUGACUAACAACUUGAGACCUACACGUGCAGAAGCUACUGAUGUUGCCAAUGCUGUACUUGAUGGAAGUGAUGCAAUUCUUCUUGGGGCUGAGACAUUGCGUGGAUUAUAUCCUGUAGAGACCAUAUCAACUGUUAGUAGAAUAUGUGCUGAGUCGGAGAAGGUUUUCAAUCAAGAUUUGUAUUUCAAGAAGACAGUCAAAUACGUCGGGGAACCAAUGACACACUUAGAAUCUAUUGCCUCAUCAGCGGUUAGGGCAGCCAUUAAGGUGAGGGCUUCAGUUAUUAUAUGCUUUACUUCAUCUGGAAGGGCUGCCAGAUUAAUUGCCAAGUAUAGGCCAACAAUGCCAGUUAUAUCUGUUGUCAUUCCAAGGCUGAAGACAGAUCAAUUAAAGUGGAGUAUGAGUGGGGCAUUUGAGGCUCGACAAUCUUUAAUAGUCAGAGGUUUGUUCCCUGUGCUUGCUGAUCCUCAACACCUAGCGGACUCAAACAAUGCAACGACAGAGUCGGUACUGAACGCUGCUCUUGAUCAUGGAAAGUUAGCAGGAGUCAUCAAGGCACAUGACCGUGUAGUCGUUUGCCAGAAAGUUGGAGAUGCAUCAGUCGUCAAGAUUAUCGAGCUUGAAGAUUAAAAUGCAUCUCGACCUCUUGAGUUGAGUCUUUGUCCCCUCCCCCUCCCCCUCCCUCCCCAAAUGCAUUUUUGAAGAGCACUUGGCCCUCAUGCAGUCACCUAAGACACGUAUACAAAUAUGGAGUUCGUAUAACCUGGUGAUGGUGAGUGAUUAUAUACGUAAAACAACUCUUGAUGUAUCAUUUUUGUCUUCUUAUAAGUCAUGAUAUUCAUGUAAAACCACCAUAGAUGAUUGAAGUUAUUAAACUGGUUGCUUUGCUUU
Molecule: messenger RNA, 2077 nt
Organism: Momordica charantia (bitter melon)
Lineage: Eukaryota; Viridiplantae; Streptophyta; Magnoliopsida; Cucurbitales; Cucurbitaceae
Product: pyruvate kinase 1, cytosolic
Biological process (GO): glycolytic process
Molecular function (GO): magnesium ion binding; pyruvate kinase activity; potassium ion binding
Source: RefSeq, a predicted model, not a curated record